Molecule: messenger RNA, 2166 nt
Organism: Mizuhopecten yessoensis (Yesso scallop)
Lineage: Eukaryota; Metazoa; Mollusca; Bivalvia; Pectinida; Pectinidae
Exons: 3
Coding region: 145-1038 (297 amino acids)
Source: RefSeq, a predicted model, not a curated record
UCUCCGUAGGGUUCAAGAUAUGGAGCGAACCUAUGUGACACAUGAACAGGGUGAGGUAGAUCUGGCGUGCACAUCACACAUUGUCACCUCGAGCUCACCAUCACAAACUUUAUAUCUAAACCAGCUACCACUAGUCCGACAGGCAUGGAUAAAGCCAGAGCCGAGAAACUGAGGGAGAUCCGAAAGUUGGCGGCCGGCCAUAUCCUUGACUGCACGUUCAUCUCCGAGGACCAGGAUGCGGUGAAGGCUGUCAUCCAACAUCCGGGCAUGGUUUCCGGCGACUAUGACGUCAAUGGUCAACCCAAACUUUGGCAAAUGAUGAGGCUGAUGGGAGCGGCUAGAUUCUUCGCUCACUCCCACCCUCUAGACCAAUCAGGCAGAACGUUCAGAGAUUUUUCAAAAAUGUCCAGUGAUAGGAUGACAUUCAUGAUUUCUUCAGAAAUAAUUUUCUACAAAGAACUUUACGAUUUCUCCAUCAAAAAAACACCUCUUCGAAUGCAUGUUCUAGGAGGAUACAUUGGAAGCUCGUCUCUAAACACGAUCACCAAAAUGUUUGAUUCGACAGAAAAAGUCUUAUUAUCGUCAAGCGUCACACAGGUCGUGAGCAUCGAUAGAGAGACACGGCGACCGAAACCACUUCCGGAUUGGUGGCGGGAGAAAUACGCCGCGUCAGCGAAAGAACACGUUUCCCUGAAAUUUGACAAGAUGGCGCGUCCAGACAAUGCUAGUUCGUAUGAGUGUCACGUGUCCUGGAGCGAUACGGACGCUUAUUGUCACACAAAUUGGGCGUCAUACGCCCGUUAUGUCGUUGACGCCGCGCACCAUUCAUCACGUAAAGGCGAUUUGCCACCUUUCGAGGAGAAUCUGACGAAAGGUCUACACAGAAUAGAGCUACACUAUUGUGGCGAGAGUUUUAUGGGCGAUACUCUCACUGUUUAUUCUUGGGAAGAUCAGAACAAUCUAAACAGUCUUUACUUCGAUCUAUGCAAGGCCGAUAAAUCAAUAUUCCAAUGUAAAUUUCACUUUUUUGACAGCUAGAAUGUAAAGGUACUUGUGCGUUUCUUAAAACUAGUCAUAUCGGAGAUCAAGAGAGUUUUUUUCUAUAUAGUUGUUGACUCAUGUUGGGGUGACAUGAGGAUUUAUAUCCAAGAGAGAUGCUAUCAUCUGGUACAUUGCUCUUGUGUUGUUGUUUGUUAUGAUGUAUCUGUCAAGUGAUUAAAGAGAAGUUGGUUCAAGUUUUCAAACUAUAAACAAAUCUUUGUUAUGAAAAUCUUCAAUAUGGCUGUUCAAUCAUUGAUCAUUGACUUACAUGCAGAAUAAGUGCACAUUGUUCGUAAUUCAUAAACAAAAUCAAAGAACAGCUAGGUGACUUGUAAAACUCGCUUGAACGUGUCCGAAAACAAAACAUUCAGUAAUAAAACGAGAAUGACGUCACAGAAGGGCGAUUCUGAGCGGGGAUUGGGGCAAAAUAAAAAAUCCAAAUUGUGCUGGACUCGUUUUUCACCUCGUAUGAUUCGCCUAGAACAGAUCACGUGAUAGGGAACAGUAGUUAUAUUCUCCAACAGAAAUUGUUUUUUUCUUUCUUGUUAAAAAUUUGGUCAUAGUCGCAAUUGGUAUCACCUGGUCAUACGUAAUAUGUAGUUUUUAAUCUGGAUUCUGUUUAUAUUUCUCUAAUAUCAGUUCUCGAAACACGCGUCUACACAUUUAAUGAGGUCUAAAAGGUCAAACGAGUCUUUCGGCAACAGUUUCCCGAUUCCCCUGGAUUGUUUUAGGUUUACAUGUAACCAGAGAUUUAAAUUAUUUUAAGUAAUUUCUUUAUUUGUCAAAUUGUUCUGAUGUAAUCGUAGACUUCAUUACCUGCCACAUUGUGUGUGUCAUUUCUCCCCUUAGCUUUCGAUCAGAGAACUAUUUAUUUCGGAGUUAAAGCUAUUCUGUUAUAAUUUAAUUCUGUUUGAAACAAGCAUUUCUACUGGUUUAUUGUUUUAUGUUAUCAGCUCAUAACAUAAAGAAAAAUGAUGAAAGUGCUAUACUUUCGAACGAAAGAACUGUUACAAGCGUUUUGAUUGGAUGAUGUUAACACUUUCGUUAUGACGUCGGCGUAUUGAUUGUUUUAAUUGAUUUUGAGUAUUGCAUCAUUUGAUGCGUGAUUUAUUAAAUUUAAUGUUU